AUGAACUCUCCCAGAUUCAGAGACUUCCAGAACAAGAAGAAGCUUCCUGAAGUCCUAAACAUGUUCUGGAGCUCCAGAACCAGCCGACUCUGGCUCAGCAUCUGCUUGUUAGUGGUCCUGUCCCUGGCGUCGGGAGGUGUCCCCGGUCCAUGUCGACACUCGGUAAUGCAGGAUCAUCUACAGAGCCUCGGUCGCCUGAUCGACAACCAGUUGGACCACAGCUGUUUCAUCCAGUAUCCAUUCACUGAACACCUGAACCUGAGUACAGUAUGUUAUGUCAAAGCAGCGCUCCCACAAGCCCUGGAGCUCCUCAGCAAACAUUUCCAUUAUGUCAGGAGUUCAGACAACAGGAGAUACGUCAGUGCCCUGCAGAAGCUCAUCUACCAUCUCUACACUCAAGGAUGUGUUGCAGAAAUCGAUGAGGAGGUGGAGGACAGUCCUGUGAGGUUUUCAAAGGCUGUAGAGAGUUCUCCAAAAGACGCCCUGAAGAAGGUCCAAGGUGUGUUCCAGAUGUACAUGAACCUUAUGAGGGACAGUAAAGGUCCAGUGGACUGGGACUGUCGAGCAGAGUUCACUGUGGAAGAGGACUACCAAACCACCACCACAGCUGAUUCAGGUUCAGGUCACAAACCCUGUUUGCCUUAGUUUUCACUCGUGGAGACCGUCCAAUGUGGCCCCAGGUUCUGAGGUUCUGCAGUUUUGAGGACGUCCCGUUAAUCUCCACAGAGAACCUGCUUUUUCUGAGCCCGACAGCAGCGUUGUCCACUCUGACAACUCUAGUCCAUUUACCG
Messenger RNA from Sphaeramia orbicularis (orbiculate cardinalfish), 791 nucleotides. RefSeq names its product macrophage colony-stimulating factor 1-like. The transcript is spliced from 7 exons. The record is from RefSeq and is a predicted model, not a curated record. Gene Ontology annotation, cellular component: membrane. NCBI's taxonomy places the organism in Eukaryota, Metazoa, Chordata, Actinopteri, Kurtiformes, Apogonidae. Gene Ontology annotation, molecular function: growth factor activity; cytokine activity. The coding region runs from base 1 to 645 and encodes 214 amino acids.